AUGACUUCAACAUACGCGCCAAAUGCGGCCAAUUUUGAAGUAAUGGAGCAAAUAAAGAAGCAUGCAGAAAUAAGGUUCUGGGACAUCCCGUCGCCGUGGUGGCAGGCGAGCACUGUGCUGGUGGGAGUGGGCGCGGCGCUCAGCCUGCUGGUGGCCAUCACCGCCACGGCCGCCUGCUGCAUCACCUACGUGGUGCACACCGGCACGGCGCGCCUCGCGGGCGGCCUCCAGCUCUUCGCCGUGUUGGGCAAAUUAAGUGAUGGAUGUUUCUAA
Molecule: messenger RNA, 273 nt
Organism: Gryllus bimaculatus (two-spotted cricket)
Lineage: Eukaryota; Metazoa; Arthropoda; Insecta; Orthoptera; Gryllidae
Source: the annotation of a GenBank genome assembly